AUGCAAAUGGACGUUAGUAAGGCCUGCGGCACCUGCAACAAGAUGAUAGACGUAAAGAACGCCCUGGACGACAACGACCAAGAGCAUCUCCUCAGAUUCUACGACCAGCUAACACCCGAACACAAGAAGUCACUAUUCGACCAGCUGGCCUCCAUCGACUUCCACGAGGCCAGCAACAUGUACAGCGAAGCCUUGGAAGUCAUGGAGCAGCAGGAAACCAUGAGCGGCAAGAUCAUAGAGCCGGUGCCAAUCUCAGAGUUCGGCUCUGCUCUCACUUGCGGAGAGGACAAGAUCCAGGAGUACUGGAACAACGGCCUUAAGGCUAUAGGAGAGGGGAAGGUAGCUGCUCUUGUGCUGUCAGGCGGGCAAGGCACCAGGUUGGGCCUGGACGUGCCCAAAGGGAUGAUCUCUAUAAACCUGCCUUCGGGGAAGACCAUCAUGCAGAUCCACAUGGAGAGAAUCAUAAGGCUGCAGGAGCUGAGCGGGAAGGCUACAGGAAAGGAUGAUGUGUCAUUGCCGUUAUACGUGUUGACCAGUGAGGCGACCCAUGAUAAGCUGUUGGAGUUCUUGGAGGAAAACAUGUAUUUCGAUAUGAGGAAAGAGGACGUGGUGCUGUUCAAACAAGGCAUGAACCCCUGCUUCAACUACGAAGGCAAGAUCAUCCUCGCCGAAAAGCACCUGGUGGCAAUGGCACCAGACGGCACCGGAGGCCUCUACAAGGCCAUGGAAAAAAACGGCAUCUUCGACGACAUGAAAAGACGCGGCGUCCACUACGUCUACGUCUUCCCCGUGGACAACGUGAUGGCCAAGGUGGCGGAUCCCAUCUUCGUCGGCUACUGCCUGGAGACCAAGACGGACUGCGCCGCCAAGGUGAUAAGGAAGCACAAGGCCAAGCAGAACGUCGGCAACGUGUGCAAGGUGGACGGCAACUACAGCGUGGUCGAGUACUCGGAGAUCAGCGACGAGCUGGCCUGCCAGACGGACGACGAGGGAGAGUUGAAGUUCCACUCGGCCAGCAUCUGCAUACACAUGUUCUCGCUGGACUUCAUGAUGGAGAUGGCGUCGGUGAAGCUGAGGCCUCACGUUGCCAAGAAGAAGGUGGCGUUCGUGGACGAGGAGGGGGUGAAGAGGAAGCCGACCAGUCCGAACGCCAUCAAGGUGGAGAGGUUCGUCUUCGAGGCCUUCAGAUACUCCCGAGGCUUCGUCACGUGGGAAGUCGGCUACGACGAGUUCAGCCCGAUCAAGAACCCCAAUUCUGGCCGGUACGAGUGCCCCCUCACCGCCCGCACUGACCUGCUGAGCGUGCACAAGACCUACGUCGAGAGCUUUGGCGGGCAGGGUCUGGACGAAGCAGAGGUGGAGGUUUCGCCUUUGCUUUCGUACGCGGGCGAGAACCUGGGGGAGCGUGUUCGAGGGAUGAGCUUUCCGCCGUACUCCUCCACCCACGUGCAGAGCGAGGAGGAGUACUACAGGAACCAGCCCGAUCUGAGCUACCAGUCGUUCUCGCAGCUGUUCAAGAUCAAGCCGACCAUGGUGAUAGACGGGUAGUGGGGACGGAGCUUUAGUGCAGUAGGUUCGUUGUACUUUUGUUGUGUUUUUUAUCAUUAAAUUUGUGAUUUCGAAGUGUU
Harmonia axyridis is the source of this 1628-nucleotide messenger RNA. RefSeq names its product UDP-N-acetylhexosamine pyrophosphorylase-like protein 1. Gene Ontology annotation, molecular function: UDP-N-acetylglucosamine diphosphorylase activity. Gene Ontology annotation, biological process: UDP-N-acetylglucosamine biosynthetic process. Bases 1 to 1548 code for a protein of 515 amino acids. The transcript is spliced from 3 exons. NCBI's taxonomy places the organism in Eukaryota, Metazoa, Arthropoda, Insecta, Coleoptera, Coccinellidae. The record is from RefSeq and is a predicted model, not a curated record.